GUACUUUUUGGAGGCUCGCUUGACUCGCAGCGGAGGAAAACAACAACAGCCUCGAGCUUGUUAGAACUUUGCUGUGGAGGAUUGACACGGCAAGAGUGGAUCAAAUGGAGGACGAGGAGAGCAGAACAGUGUGGGUGGGCAACUUUGACCCGGAGGUGACCACUGAGGAGAUCCUGUACGAGCUGUUCCUGCAGGCUGGACCACUUCACUAUGUGAAGAUACCACAAGACAAAACAACAAAAAGAAGUAAAAACUUUGGUUUCAUCUGUUUUCGCCAUAGUGUUAGUGUUCCUUAUGCCAUUGAGCUUCUGAAUGACAUAGAUGUCAAUGGGAGGAAUUUGAGAGUGCAGAGUAGGAAUCACCAACAAUUACAGAAGCAGGGUCGGGCUAGUGGUCCAGGAGGCAUUCACUCCCUUGAUCCAAACUUUGGUGUAGCCCAGAACUUUUCAGGACCCUCACAGCCUUGUGGACAGCAGGCACUCAUGCAGACUCCCAGCUUACUUGGAUUGCCAAAUCAGACUAUCAUGGCAAUGGCUCAGCAGCAAAUGGCAUUACUGAAUGCCUAUCAACCCAUUCCCCUUUCAGCAAAUCCUCUUCUCAAUGCUCCUAAAGAGCGUUACUCUGACAGACAUGGGUCCAUCAGCCAUGAUAGGAAUAAUCAAUACAUGAAACAUAAUUCUCCCAGAAACAACUCAUACCAGCAAGGUAACUACUCCAGAAAUAGUCCAUAUCAGAGAAACGACUAUUCCAAUGACUAUGGAAAGCAUAGUUCCUAUCAGCAGAAUGCAUCAGCCAGUACAGGCCGCUUUGAUUUCAAUAGGUUAGGGCCACAACAGAAUAGAGACCAGCAGCAGCAUCACCACCACAACCAGUAUCGCUCCUCCCACAGCAAUGACAAUCACAGCAGACAUGGUGGUCAGCAUAACAGACACAGGAGUGAUUCUUACCACAACAAAUAUGACAAUCACAGGAAUUCAGGCAGGCACUAUGACAACAGGAAUUACCGAUGAUAAUAUGUGUCACCUCCUUUGUUGCAAUCAUCACUGUUUUAUCAAGGGUAUCUUCCUUCAAAUCUUGUGCAAGGAAUAGCAAUUUUGCAAACCACUUUGACUUGUGUUUAUUGCUCAUUUGUAUUUAUUGAUUUAAGAUUUUGACAACACAUUUCUUUGGAAAAUGGAUUCAUAGUGUUUCAUGGCCUACAUAGUAAUGUUGUGGAAGUGUCAGUUUCACUACUGCUUCCAUCCAUGACUUUAUUAAAAUUAUGCACUUGUAGCUGUUUCCUAUUCAUUUUGUUUUAUGUUUUUUCCAUUUAUUUUUUUAUUAUGUUAUCAGUUAUUUAUUUUUUUAAUUUUAUUUAUUUAUUUUUUUACUUGAAAUGUAGAUAUGAUAAGAAGACAUUAGGUAUUCACUCAAUUUUAUAAUGCACUGUUCUUGUUCAAGUGGGGAAUUAUUUUUGUGCUUCCUCCAAUAUUAUAGUAUGUCUACUUUAAAGUGGUUCCUGGUUUCAAAACAUAAUGUAGCAUAUUGAUGAUAUAAUUGAUUUUAUGUGAAUAAUAUUUGUUUUCUAUUCAUCAACACACUUCUCACAAGGCUAGACUACAAUUUUCCUCAAGAUCUGACAACCACACAUUCUCUGGCCCACCAGUCAGACUAAGACCCAGGAGCCACUUAGGAAGAGACAGACUACAGUAUCCCUAAUAACAUAUAGCUAGGCCAGAGAUUAAGUUAUGACUGAAAACAAAGAAACAAGGAGAAAUAUACAGAGUUAUUUUAUCUUUUAUGCAUAUAGAUUAACACAGAAAAGAGCUUAUUUAUGAAAUUCUAAUAUUUGACUUUGAAUGAUAUACAAAACUUAUGUCAAUUCAGGUUUAUUAGUAUGCCAUAUUGUCUACUUCUUAUUUCUUUAUAUUUAGAAAGGUUAUGCAAUAUUUUCUUUAACAUUUGAUUGUGCAGAUGUACUAAAAUUACGUAGUAUUUGCAUUCAUAUGACAGAUGGGGAGCUUUAUUUUUUUAGUAAGAUUACAACUACUUUUAUAAGUAUUGUUAUCUUUUGUAAAUAAUUGUAUCCUUUAAUGGCUCCAGCAGUUCUCACCCAUUGUUUCCCUUUAUUCUGAUCUAAGCAAACAUUGAUCUAUUAUUAAACAAGCAAACUUGUGUUUGUAUGUUUACUGACAGAUUCAUAUAACUUGUCUUUGCAUUUGGCAUAGUUGCAGUGUUGCAUUAUGACGUGUGUUGGAAUAUUUGAUGGAUAGUAGUGUGUAUAAAUUUUACAGACUCGGAGGCCCAAGAAUGGAUGUGCUAUGAUAACCUCUCAGAGGUUUAAUACAGGCAGGGAGAUUAUUAUGUAUGGAUAAUUAAAUCUAUUAUUUAAU
This is a messenger RNA of Portunus trituberculatus (swimming crab), 2372 nucleotides long. RefSeq names its product RNA-binding protein 7-like. Gene Ontology annotation, cellular component: nucleus. The record is from RefSeq and is a predicted model, not a curated record. Gene Ontology annotation, biological process: regulation of alternative mRNA splicing, via spliceosome. Lineage: Eukaryota; Metazoa; Arthropoda; Malacostraca; Decapoda; Portunidae. The coding region runs from base 105 to 1010 and encodes 301 amino acids. The transcript has 2 exons. Gene Ontology annotation, molecular function: single-stranded RNA binding.